UAUUUCUAUAAUCGAUUCCAAAAACCGGACGAAUCUGCUGAAAGCUUCAUUUUGUCAGUGAAGUUGCAGGCAGAGUUAUGCAAUUUUCAGCAGUUUAAGGAAACUGCAAUUAGGGAUCGAUUGAUAAUGGGGCUGCAUGAUCGGGAGUUGCAAAAGUCUUUACUAAUGUCGGAGACACUGACACUAGAUGCAAUUGAGAAGAAAUCGCUUAGCUGUGAGGUAGCCAACAGACAGACCAAAGCAAUGAACAGUGAGCCAAGAAGGGACGAAGUGCAUUCAGUGAAGAGCAGACUAGGUAAAAAAGUUGGUGAAAGUAGCCGGGACUAUGGGCGUGAUAGAUCGGACAGGCAAUACAGGGGCCGAAUUGUUAAUAGGAAUGAAAAUCGAGUUAGUUUCCGUGGUAGAUCUCCGUCUGAGUCCAAAAAUCGCAAUGCAUACGCUAAUGCAAUUUGUAAUUAUUGCAAAAAGCGAGGACAUUUGAGAAGGGACUGCUAUAGUUUGCGAAAUCGAAACUCGGUGUAUCACGUAGAGAAGGUUGAAAAGGACACUAGCUAUGAUUUUAAACGGUCAGACGGGCAUGAUAGUUCAGGUGAAGAAACAGAUGGAAUGGAGUGUUUGAUGAUUUCCACCGUUAAUAAAAUUAAUGAACCGUGCAUGAUUAAAGCAAAAGUGCAAAACUGUAUGCUGAAAAUGGAAAUUGAUUCGGGGUCAGCUGUUUCUGUGAUCAGUGAGGCCGACUGUUGGAAAUUUUUCAACGCUAUUCCAAUACGCAGCUCUAGCAGACAGCUGAUUGUUGUUGAUGGAGCACGCUUGAGGAUUACAGGAGAAAUUUCUGUACAGGUUGAAUUGAACGGGUCAAUAGCAAAGCAAAAGCUUGUAGUUUUGCAGUGUAGCAACAGUUUUGUUCCUUUGAUUGGAAGAUCAUGGCUUGAUUGUUUCUUCCCUGGAUGGAGAUCGGGUUUCACGAGCACAGCGAUGGUGAAUAGUCUGAACGAGAAGAAAGAUUUUUCAGAACCUAUCGUAGGCUAUGAGGGGGAACUGAUCCUGAAGCAUGAACAACCGAUUUUCAAGAAGGCGUAA
This is a messenger RNA of Aedes albopictus (Asian tiger mosquito), 1080 nucleotides long. RefSeq lists its product as uncharacterized. Lineage: Eukaryota; Metazoa; Arthropoda; Insecta; Diptera; Culicidae. Gene Ontology annotation, molecular function: zinc ion binding; nucleic acid binding. The record is from RefSeq and is a predicted model, not a curated record. Bases 127 to 1080 code for a protein of 317 amino acids. The transcript is spliced from 2 exons.